Acaulospora morrowiae is the source of this 1851-nucleotide messenger RNA. NCBI's taxonomy places the organism in Eukaryota, Fungi, Glomeromycota, Glomeromycetes, Diversisporales, Acaulosporaceae. The record is from the annotation of a GenBank genome assembly.
AUGGCACGAACCCAAAUCUUGACUCCAUUUCUUAAGCAUAUUUUAAUACAUUUGGAACCAGAAGACGUCGCUCGUUGUGCUCAGGUGUCAAGGUCGUGGAGGGACGCCUCCUAUUCCGAUUCUCUGUGGAGAAGGUGGAAAUAUUGGAAAUCGAAACCCAAAAAGACCGAUGGGUGGAGACAAAUCUAUCUGGCACGAAUUACAACCGAUCGUUGGGCGUUCGCGAUAUUAGAUGAAUUGGCUGCCAGUGGUCCUUUUUACCUGGCUAAUAUGAAGAAAUUGAGGCAGUUGGGUGACAACUGUCGAGAUGUUUUACUAUGGGUUAUGGAUAAUCCUAACGAAACGACACUCACUCAUUGUUACUUCGCUAAGCGUGCUCUUCAAUUCAUUCGUAGAAGUGAAAUCAUUCAAAAAUGGAAAGCGUGGCGUAAUUACGAAUUGGAGCUUUCCAACCUUGAAGGAUUCGCGAUGAUGGCCACCUUUUUUAAUGAAAGAAUCGACGUCGAGGAGAUUUUGCGCGAAAUUGAUGAAUUGGCGAUGGAGUUUAACACUUGGUGCAUGAACGAUCCACCAGAUUCCCAAUUGACCAAGUUCCGCCGCCUUGCAGAGUUCUUCAGCGUGAAAUAUCCUUCUACUGCAUCAGUCCUUGAGAUUGAAACAAAAUUCUUGUAUUUGGUUGCUCCCCUCCUGGAAACCAAGCAGAGUAAGGCAUGUGUGAUGACUAUAUUAUUUGAAGCCUUGACGGCGAAAGUUGGAAUUGAGAAUGUGGAUAUAGUUUCCGAUCGUGAAAAGUUGACGUUUAGGAGGUACCACUUUGUUCGCUUCAGAGACGAGGAAAACUCAUCGGCAAAUUUAAUGGAUCAUGAUUCAAAAAGUGAUAUCAAUUCGGAUGAGGAAGAGUUGGGAGUUGACAUUUACCAUAUUGAUUUUAAAAAACAUUCGGAAACCGGUGUGCUCACCGUGGAACAAUUUGAUAGGCAUAGUUCAAAAUUUUAUGGGGCUUAUACACCCGAGUACAAAUUUAUUCCCCAGCAAAAAUUGUUCAGAUUGUUCUUGCAAGAUUAUUGGAUAGCUCUCACUUCAAUUCGUGGGUAUAAUCGUGAUAUCAUAUAUGGUACAGCUCUUCAACUUCAUUUCGUCAGAUCUCCAGAAUAUUUAGAUUGCACACUUGGAGAUUUGUGUAAACUCAUGAAUUUUUGGUGGUCGUUUGUUGCUGCAAGGUAUAGAUAUCCGGAAGAUUACGAACUUGGACGAAUGGCGUUGGCCGACAUUAGUAAUUAUAUAGCUGGGGGCACUCCAUUGGAACAAGAUAUGUGGCAGAGGUUGGCUGAAGACGUGAACGAGGAUAUAGAAGGGCUGGAAGAAGACGAUUGCGCCGAUUGGGAUUUUGAAUCGGGUCAAUCUUUACGAGGACAGUUUGGGAAAAAAGAUCCUAAAUUUUAUAUUGGCGACGUUGUAAAUUUCAAAAAAUUUCACAGUCUCGGAGUGAUAUGCCGUUGGGAUAGAGUUUAUAAUAGCGAAUUAGCCGGGAAUGUGGCCAAAUUCGUGUGGACGGACAUUGAGUCACCCCGUAACGAGCCAUUCUACGAAGUACUCACCCACCGAGGUUCGUUUAUAUAUUGCGGUCAAAGGACCCUAAUACUUGAACCUCUGAAUUCAGAGCGAUUAUCAAGAAUGGUUCCCGCGAACGUGUAUGGGGACUUUCUUGGCGAUGAGGCUGAUUGGGAAUUGGCCAAGGCUCUUGGUCCCGUCACUACGGAAUUGGUUGGCUGUUACUUCGAAAGAUGGGACCAAGAAAGUUGCAAAUACAUUCCGAACGAAGUCACUUCGAGGUGGUUUCCGGACGGUUGA